AGGGCGAAGUACGUGUGGCAGGCGGAGUGUCUGUCUGGGGCUGGGAGCAGCAGCAGCAGCGAGGGGAGGGUCUGCGGCUUGACGUAGCUGCAGCAGCAGUCUCGGCCUCUCCGGGAGUGACUGUGUGUGCGCGCCUCGCUCGCCUCGCUGCUCCGGCCACCGCUCGGGAUUGUUGUUGUUGCCGGUUGUCUCUGGCUCAGGCAGCCCAGCACGGCCAGGAGUGGAGGGGCAGGAAUGUGAACAGUUUGUGUCGGGGCUGCGUGCGUGCGGGGGUUUCCGUGUCAGCCCUGCCACCACCAGCAUCCUCAUCAGCUGGCUCUGUUGUCAGGCAAGGAGGAAAUUGCAACAUCUGGGCGGUCACUCUGGGAAUGCAACAUCGGCUUCCUCCUUCACCCGAGUGGAUCACUUUGGAGGUGGAAAUACUUCUGCAGUCGAGCCAGAGGGUCCAUUUUAUAACUGACUGUUGAAAGUGGAAGAGGAGGGGGUGGGGUAGGGAUAAAGGCUGUUUUCCCCCCUUGGGAUUUAUUUCAUGGGGAUGUGUUCAAGACAAGAGAGGAUUCAGAAGGAUAUUGACAUUGUGAUCCAAAAGUGCAAGGCGGAGAAGGACUGCCUGUUUGUAGAUUUCAGGUACUCAGACUCCACCUUUACCUUCACCUAUAUUGGAGGCUCCAAAAGCAUAUCCUAUUCAGUACAUGUCUCAGAGGAUUAUCCAGAUAACACAUAUGUUUCCAGUUCAGAUAAUGAUGAAGAUGUGUUAGUUACAACAGAGGCAAUCCCAGUAAUUUUCCAUAGAAUUGCAACAGAAUUAAGAAAAACCAGUGAUGUUAACUGUUGCUUAUCUAUAAAAUCAAAAUUACAGAGGGAAAAUGGAGAGGAGUCGAGGCACAAUAGUGCAGUUGAAGAAGAUUCUGAAGGAGAUAAUGAUUCUGAAGAGUUUUAUUAUGGGGGACAGGUGAACUAUGAUGGAGAGCUUCACAAGCACCCACAACUGGAAGCUGAUUUGAUAGCAGUGAGAGAGAUCUAUGGGCCUAAUGCAGUAUCUCUCAGGGAAUAUGGAGCCAUUGAUGAUGUAGACAUUGAUCUGCAUAUUGAUGUUAGCUUUCUUGAUGAAGAGAUUGCUGUGGCUUGGGAUGUAAUCCGCACAGAGCCUAUAAUAGUGCGAUUGCACUGUUCACUUACACAGUACUUAAAUGGUCCAGUGCCCACCGUGGAUGUAUUUCAGAUCUCUACGAAAGAAAGAUUUGGGUUGGGACAUCAGCUAAAAAAAAUCAUGCAGACAUUUGUUACACAGCAGUGGAAAAAUAGCAAAGAAAAAUCAAAUUGUACGCACAACAAGAAAGUGUCUGACAAAAAGGUGAAAUCCCCUCUGCAUAUCUUUUCUACAUUGCGCAGGUCGCCAAGUUAUCCUCCACCUGGCUGUGGUAAAAACAAAUCAAAACUGAAAUCGGAACAAGAUGGCAUCUCCAAAACUCACAAGCUGCUGAAAAGGACUUGUUCUAGCACAGUUAAGGCUGAAGAUGUGUGCACCACAAAGUCUCACAGAACCUUUGGCCGUUCAUUGUCUAGUGAUCCCAGGGCUGAGCAGACCAUGGCUAUUAAAUCGCACAAACUCUUGAAUCGUUCUUGCUCAACAGCUGUCAAGCAAGAAGAGUGUAUCACUCUAAAGCCUCAAAAACUCCUAAGCAGGCCAUGUUCUGGGGAUCCUCGAUGUGAGCACAAUAGCACCUUGAAACCCCAUAAACUUUUAAGCAGGUCUUACUCCAGUAAUCUUAGAAUGGAAGAAUUAGAUGGACUGAAGAAUCACAAGUUACUCAGCAAGUCUUACUCCAGUGCCCCUAAGUCAUCCAAAAUGGAGCUUUUCAAGGAACCCACGAUAGCAGAGGGCAGGAGGCUCUCUCUUACCUCAGGUCUUAUUGGUAUCUUAACUCCAUCUUCCUCAUCCCCUUCGCAAGCUGCUCCGAAUUAUGGUGCAAAAUGCAUUCCAAUACGAGACCAUGGCUUUCUUGUGCAGACUAUUGAGUUUGCUGAACAGCGGAUACCAGUGCUGAAUGAAUACUGUGUAGUGUGUGACGAACCUCAUGUAUUUCAGAAUGGCCCCAUGCUGAGGCCCACAGUAUGUGAACGGGAGUUAUGUGUUUUUGCUUUCCAAACUUUGGGAGUAAUGAAUGAAGCUGCAGAUGAAAUUGCCACUGGGGCUCAGGUGGUAGACUUAUUAGUAUCCAUGUGUCGAUCAGCAUUAGAAUCACCCAGGAAAGUUGUAAUUUUUGAGCCAUAUCCUUCUGUAGUUGAUCCUAAUGAUCCUCAGGUGCUGGCCUUUAAUCCAAGGAAGAAGAAUUAUGAUCGAGUCAUGAAAGCAUUGGAUAGUAUUACUUCUAUAAGAGAAAUGACACAGGCACCUUAUUUGGAAAUAAAGAAGCAGAUGGAUAAACAGGACCCGCUUGCACAUCCUCUUCUGCAGUGGGUUAUUUCUAGUAAUAGAUCACACAUUGUGAAACUACCAGUGAACAGACAAUUGAAAUUUAUGCACACUCCCCAUCAGUUCCUCCUUCUCAGCAGUCCACCAGCCAAAGAAUCCAAUUUCAGAGCUGCUAAAAAUCUCUAUGGAAGCACCUUUGCAUUUCAUGGUUCACACAUUGAAAACUGGCACUCCAUCCUGAGGAAUGGCUUAGUUGUUGCUUCGAAUACACGGCUACAGCUCCAUGGUGCAAUGUUUGGAAUUGGGAUCUACCUUAGUCCAUUGUCAAGCAUAUCAUUUGGUUACUCAGGGAUGAAUAAGAAGCAGCAGAAGGUGUCAGCCAAGGAUGAACCUGCUUCGAGCAGUAAAGGCAGUAAUGCAUUGCAGUCACAGAAAAAAGGACAGCAGUCCCAAUUUUUGCAAAGCCGUAAUUUAAAAUGCAUAGCCUUAUGUGAAGUGAUAACCUCACCUGAUCUGCACAAACAUGGGGAGAUAUGGGUAGUUCCCAACACUGAUCAUGUGUGUACAAGAUUCUUCUUUGUUUAUGAAGAUGGCCAAGUGGGUGAUACAAGUAUAAAUACACAAGAAGCAGGCAUUCACAAAGAGAUUCUUCGAGUCAUUGGUAAUCAAACUGCUACUGGUUAAAAGGACCACUCUUAUUUAAUUGAUGUGAUUUGGAAGCCUUCCUCAGUCUCAAAGCUGGAUUUUGAACUGAAGAAGAUGUGGAAAACGAAUUUAUUAUUGUUAUAAUUGUUAUUACUAAACAGUUUAACUCUUUGAAUACUUCCUUUUUUCUUACUUAGUAUUUCUUAUCUCAUUUAAAUACCUAAAAUGGUAUAAGUUAGCAAUUGUAGGGGUUCAAAGUCUAUUAAUAUAAUACAACUAAUAUAAUUUAAAGGGACAUUUGGGUUGCUCACAAUAAACAAUUUAAAAAGGAGUUUUGUGCUGAUAUUUUUAUAUUAAACUCUUUAAUUCUGCCAUUUUAGUACUGUAUACUGGUAUUUUAAAUUUAGAAUGACUGAAAUAUAAGCAAGAGAGAAGAUUUUAUAGUGGCGAACCUGCAUUAUACAGGACACUUUGCAAUAAGAGUACUCACAUAUUUUAAUACACUGUAAGUAUAAUUUCUGGAACAUGUCAAAUUAAAGAGUAUGGCUACUUACAGUAUUGUAGAUUCAUUUUAUUGUACACAAAUGCAACUAGAAUUUAGAAUCAAAAAACUUUAAAAAAACUUUAAAAUUUUUUGCUGUAUUCAGUUAUUGCCAAAAGUAUUAUAACUACAUUGAUGGUGUGUGACUAGUCAUCUUCCUUCACUCCAAAGAAACUAUACCAUCUAGUAAACAGUUCAGUUACAUUUUUUUAAAAAAAUGCAAGCCAAGUAAGCUGCCCAGAGUUCCAGGGGAUGAGAAGUGAAUUUGUAGUGAAACUAUUUGUAAAUCAGUUUUUACAAUGACCUAUCUCCGCAGUUCUGCAAGGUGCUUAUGUGUUUUCAGUGACAUUGCUCUUCUGAUUAAAGUUAGACAUGUGUUUAAGUACCUGGCUAAAGUUAGACAUGUGUUCAAGUACCUGGCUGAAUCAAGAUCUAUAUGUAUUUCAGCUGAUUGUCUAAUUAGAAAGAAUUAGCAAUAUCUUUCAUGUUAAUAAUUUUUCCUUAAGGAAACAAAGCAAGCCUGUUAAAUCUUUAUAAUUUAAGAAUUACAAUUGUUGAAAAUAGAAUGGUUACAGCCAUGUGAGCAUGUUGGCAGCACAGAAACCAUCCUAAAAGGUGCUAUUCACCUCCUUUGAAGUGCUCACUGCCCUCAGCUCUCACUGAAGUCAUAUUUCAUGAUCGUGCCUUUUCCUUUUGACAACAUGUCAAAUCCCAUCUCUGUACAUCUUCACUUACUCCCUUGCAGAGGGAGAACAUGGGCACAAACAUUUAUCUUAGAAGAUUGCACCUUGAGUCCUCCAGAUGUGGCCUGUACUGUUAUUAACAUGAUAUUUAUUAGGAAGACCUUACUAAUAGCAGCACAAUGUGGAUUUUUUUUUAAACAGAGCAUAAGUUGUCUGGACAAUUGCAUAAUGUACAGAGAUAUUAGGACUUAGAGAUUUAUUGUUGAAAGACUUACGUUAUUCAAGUUAUUAUGCUUCUUGCCCCACCACCCAUUUUCCUGCAUCACAAAAUAAUUCUCACCCAAAAGGAUAAAAUUGAAGUGCUCUCUAGAAUUCUCUAAUGGGCCUCUUUGAAACCAGGCCAUCUCUGGAGACACUCCUAAUAUCCUGAGCGUAGCUUAACAUCUUGCACAUUUGAUGAUUCCUGGAAUUGAUCCAUCUAACUGGAACAGUUAGAGAGUGUCAAAGGUCUGACUGCACAAGUGCAAGCUAACUCAGAACUGAAGCUGAAAAUCGGGAAUGACCAUCCAUCCUUAGUUCAUCCUGAUAAAGACAUACAGCUAACCUAGGAGGAGGCAGAGCUCAAGUGUGUGCUGAAACAGAACAUAUGAUGAAAUACUGUACAUUGAAAAAGUGAGGGAAAAAAGUGAGUGGGCAAUUCAGCAGGGAACAAAUCUACAGGGGGGUCCUGCAAUGGUUAAAUGGAAUUGUGGCUCUCCUCAAAUAUGAGAUAUGCCACAAGUGGGUAGUGCCAAGAGGAGGUUGGAGACACCCUAAGUGACAUUGUUUAAUCCCCCCAACUGUAACAGAUUCACAGCCUAAAUCCUGGCAAAGCAUUAAUCACUUGAGACCUCACAUCUCCCUCUGUGAAGGCACAGAGUAUAGAUAGUCUCAGAGUGGUAGCUGUGUUAAUCUGUAACUUUAAAAACAACAAGUAGUCUUGUGGCACCUUAGAGACUAACAAAUAUAAAGUA
Messenger RNA from Pelodiscus sinensis (Chinese soft-shelled turtle), 5298 nucleotides. RefSeq names its product poly(ADP-ribose) polymerase family member 8 (gene PARP8). The record is from RefSeq and is a predicted model, not a curated record. Gene Ontology annotation, molecular function: NAD+ poly-ADP-ribosyltransferase activity. NCBI's taxonomy places the organism in Eukaryota, Metazoa, Chordata, Testudines, Trionychidae.